CUAAGGUUAUCUCUGGUAACCAUUUUUUACAUCAGUUAUUUUUGAUUAUGAAUACUAACAACAGAUGAUUUAAAAUGGAUCUCUUAGAAACAGUUUUAAGUUCUGGUGGCUUUGGAGAAUUUGUUGAAAACUUUAGAGCAAAUAAGAUUGAUUCUUUUAGUUUAAAACUUUUGAGUGAUCAAGAUCUAGAAUUGUUAGGAAUAGAGGAUGGAACUCAACGUCAAAAAUUAAUGGAAGUAAUAAAUAAUUUACAGAUACCCGCAGAGAAAAGAUCUAAUACAAAAGGGGAUACAGCAUAUGCAUUGCUAGUUCUAACAAACAUUUGUCUACAACUUCAAAAGCAAUUUGCAAAUUUGACUUACAUAUUAAAAAGAGAGGAUAUAGAUAUUUGUGACAUACAAUUAACACCAGCUGUACUAGCUUUACAAAACAAUAUAAGUUCAAUGGAAUCAACUUUAAAUGUUUUUGAAAGAAAGGUUUUGAAAGUACCAAAAAAGAAAAAGAAGAAACUGUAUUUUAUUAUUCCAACAUUGAUUAUAUCCUCAAUGACUUUAUUUACUUGUGGCCGAUACCUGCUAAAAAAUUCAUGAAAUGUGACGCUUGUGUGAUUAUUUGAAUCUCAAAGAACCUAUAAUAUUCCCAUAUAAAAUUUCAUUUAACAUGUAUCUUCUGAUUAAACAUAGUAAUACAUUCCACUAGUAUUUUCGGGAACAUUUACCUUCGGUCUCUGAAGACUAAAACACAUAUCACAUGAUGUAAUUGUUAAUUGUAAAUAAAUAAUAACCAGUGCUCAAUAGGCAUUUAAAGAAUAUAAUAUGGAGACGCGGGUGAUUGAAACCAAAAAUUCCACAAAGAGAGAAGAAAACGCCAGAAAUCUAUCUUUGCUUUAUUACUAUCUUGUAAUUAUAUGAUUAACUCUUAAUCAUGAGUGUGUAUCUCUGUGUAACUGUCCAUGUUAUUGAUUCAUCAUCCAACUGUUAGAUUUAUACAUAUCAUCAACUUAAUGUUCAAAAUACACUUUUUGUAGGAUUAGGAAAAUUACACUCAAAUUUGAAACACGAAAUACUUUUUAUUUAGUUACGUUUAUGCCGUUAUAUUUGGAUUCUAAGUUUGUAGCAAUAUUUAAAAUGUAUGUUGAAUAUUUUUAAGAUCCCUUUAAAUUGGAUUUUUAACAAAAUUUUGGACAUUAAACGUUAAUGAUUUUUUGCGGAUAUUGAACAGGUUUUGAAGAUUAUACAAUUCUGCCAUUCUCUCAAAUUAUUAGCUGCUUUCUCUCCUUUAUCUUGGGUUAAAUUUCAAAUUAAAAAAGGACUAGAACUUUUGACAAUGUAAUUGUAAAACGACUACAAAUAUGUAUAUAAAUAAACGUCAAUGUCAAAAAAAUAGUUACAGAAGUAAAUAGGUAAACGGUAAGUCAAUUAUUGUUGACUUACCGUUGUUGUCAUGACUUUUUCAAGUGGAAGCGCACUUCUUUGUGAUUAGUCCGACGAUGAAACUCUGGGCUCCUGAUUAGUCAUAGUACUCGUAUUGUCAACAACAAGUAGGCUUGCAGCCACAUAUUCAGCUUUAGUUUAGCUCAAUGCCACGAUUUGUUGCUUGCGACUCAUUCAUGUAACGGCAUCUCCACCUCAAGUAGUGGAUCCAGAUCUUGAGUGUCGGGUCCCAAGGUCGUUGGCAAAAUCGGAAUCAGUGACGCACUUGAACUCCAAGACCAAAAUGUGAAGUCCCCUUCAAAUGUUUAAAGAUUCCUUUUUACGAUCAAACACCUCUGAAACUAUACUAACAGCAUAUGAUAAGUCCGGACGAGUAGUCAUAGUUAGAUAGAGUAAGCUUCCAACAGCUUGUCUAUAGGCUUUCUCGGUUCUAUUCUUCCGGCGGUUAGGACAAUCGCGAGCCCAAUGGUCUUCCUGGUGGCAUUUAUAAUACUUGGACCGACGACCCAUUCGCUGUUGGGAAGAAGUUUUCUCACCGCUAACACCACCAUCGACAUUAUUUUGUGAUGCACGUGAAGUUUCAUUACCACUCCCUUUUUGCUUCAGCGACAGAUUGUCAAGAAGUGCUACUUCAUCAAUUGAUUCCUUGCUCGGCAGAAGCAUUUCAAUUAGUCCCAAACGUUCCGUUGAGCUAUUGAGCGAUCUCUCUUGAAUAAGAACACUAGCCCAGAAACUUUUAAAUUUAAAAAAGGGGGGGAGAGAGAGUUUACAUGAUCCGUCCCAUAAAUAUUAAUUCGGAUAGUUCGGCCUGCUACAGCCUCUUCAAUUCGAUAUUGAGCUCAUUGAAAUCACGCUGAAGGCGCGCAACAAGAUUGACAAUUCCAUACUGAGCAUUCAUUAUUUCAUAAGAAAGAUUCCAGUAGCCUAUCUAAUAUAUGACUUGAACUUAACUCAUACACAGAACUCAAAUAUCCUUGGCCGUUUCACAAGAAGACGUGAGUUCCUCAUUGGUAGCAUUCAGCGUAUUCACCAAAAAGAGCCGAGCAAGCGAGUCCUUGUCCUUAUUGGAACUAUCAGCAGGCAAUGUAAACUUACCAUUUACAACAUCCAAAACUUUUUGAUGCUUCAGCCGUAAGGUGAUUUGCCUUUUCCAACUUGAUCAGUUGCUUCGAUCCUCCAGUUCCUCAAUAGAAGCCUUUAAAUCAAAUGAUCCUGACGUGCUCAGGAUUAGCUGUCAAUACCAUUUUAAAAUUUAAAAAUUGUGAUGUCAUAAAUAUAUUUAUGUUAUACAAAAUGUACUGAUUAAAAAGAAAA
This is a messenger RNA of Diorhabda carinulata, 2747 nucleotides long. RefSeq lists its product as uncharacterized. The record is from RefSeq and is a predicted model, not a curated record. Lineage: Eukaryota; Metazoa; Arthropoda; Insecta; Coleoptera; Chrysomelidae. The transcript is spliced from 3 exons. Gene Ontology annotation, molecular function: protein binding. The coding region runs from base 75 to 590 and encodes 171 amino acids.